UACGCGAGCCGACAUCCGCUCGCGGCGGGGCGAGCGCACCGACAUGGCGGAGGCCGAGGGCGGCGGCGGCGCCUGGGCGCGGCCGAGCACGGCGGUGCAGCGCAGCGAGCUAGGGCCGCUGCUGGCCAGGACCCUCCGGCCGGGGGAUUCCUGGUACCUGGUGGACAGCCGCUGGUUCAAGCAGUGGAAGAAGUAUGUGGGCUUCGACAGCUGGGACAUGUACGCUGCGGGCGAUCCCGGCCUCUUCCCCGGGCCUAUCGACAACUCGGGUCUUUUCGGCGAUCCGGAAACUCAGAGUUUAAGAGAGCAUCUCAUUGAUGAGCUAGAUUAUGUGUUGGUUCCCACCGAAGCCUGGAAUAAACUAGUAACGUGGUACGGUUGCAUGGAUGGACAGCAGCCUAUUGUGAGAAAAGUAGUGGAAUACGGUCUGUUUGUGAAGCACUAUAAGGUUGAAGUUUAUCUUCUUGAGCUGAAGCUGUGUGAGAGCAGUGAUCCUGAAGAUGUAAUUAGCUGCCACUUUAGCAAAGCAGAUACUGUUGCUACCAUCGAGAAACAAAUGAGAAAACUAUUUAAUAUCCCAUCUGAGAAGGAAACUAGAUUAUGGAGCAUGUAUAUAAAUAACACUUAUGAGCAGCUCAGUAGGCUGGAUAGCACAGUGCAGGAUGCAGGGCUCUAUCAUAGUCAGGUUGUUCUAAUAGAAGUCAGAAAUGAAGAUGGCACAUGGCCUGGACAGCAUUUCCUGGCAAAGUCUUGUUUAGGGUUACAAAAAAUUGGGAAUACUACCCAGAGAUCUGCCCCAAAGCGGAAUAGUUAUGGCUGGCACGGCAUGUGGGAGAAUAUGGGCAGAUACCUAGAGAGCUUCUCACCUCCGAUGGUUUGGAACUUCACGCCUGAACAACUGCAACACCCUGAUGAAGUGAUAGAAUGUUUGAAAAGAAAAUGCUUUGGCAGUUCCAAAAGUGCACAACUUAGCACACUGUGCUGGGCCCUGGCCAGUAUCUACCGAACACUGCUCAAUACUAUGCAGCACCCUCAGGGGGAAGGGAGGGAAAACAGACCAACAGGCACUGUGGCUACUCAGACCCUAGUGACGGGCACUGCUGCUGAACUAGGGAACCAGCCUGGGCCAAAACAGGCCCCUGUACAGAAGAAGAAAUACACAAAAAAAUCGGCUCUCUUAGUGAGGGAUGAAGGUGAACCAGGGUCAUCACAAGAAGAGGAGGAAGAGGCAGAACCAGGGAUAAUCACCCAGUCCCUAUCCCUGAGUGAGCUGCGAGAUAUGCGAAUGAAUUUCAUCCGCCAUCCAGGCGAGCACAUUGUUACCUGGCUGCUCCGAUGCUGGGAUAAUGGGGCCAGUAGCUUGGAUUUAGUGGGUAGCGAAGCCAAACAGCUGGGUUUCCUGUCUAGGGAAGAGAGCAUUGACAAGGCUAUUGGAAAAGAGACUCAAAUCCUCAGCCUCUGGAGGCGACUUCUGUCAGGUGUGAAGAAAAGGUACCCCGUCAGGGAAGAUGUUACGUAUCACCCAGGCAAGUGGACCAGCAUGGAGAGAGGUAUCCAGUACCUGAGGGAAUUAGCUGUGCUAGAGGUGAUUUAUAAUGAUCUGAAUAGCGAGCAGUUAUCCACAGAUCCAGAUGAAGUCCAGUGUACGCAACCCAUGUGGCGGAAGUUUCUGCGAAGUGCACCGCUGUUGUAUGCCAAUUCGUUGGCAGUAGUGUUCUGGAAGGAAGGUGAGGGACAAACGGUGGAUGAAUUGACUGGCCGACUCCGACAAUACGAAGGAAGCAUCUCUUCCUCUUUAUGGGCCUGUGUUUCAGCUGUGGAGAAACUGCCAGACAUACUAGUCAAGAAACUGUCACAAGAGUUCCAGCAAUUCGAGGGUAGGUUCCUCCCCACACCUGUACAGGCCAAUAUCUCUGCUACUAGGAGUGAGCAUUCCUCUGCUCAAGAGAAAGGAUCUAGAAGGGACACAACACGGGCUACCCUGUGGUCUUACCUGCGUGACCAUGGAGAGAACAUGAGGGAGUGGGAUGGAAAACCUACCUCGACCCUAGAGGCACGGGUAUGUGAGUUGCAAGGAAAAACAAUUACAAGAGGGGAUUUUUCCUGGAAAAAUGCUACUCCAGUUUCCAGUGGGCAGUUCCUCAGAAAGAGUGGAAGGGCUGAUCUUGCUUCUGAUCCUCUUGAAGGGACUUCUGAUUCAUGUUGUCAAAAAGUGAGUAACAAAUACUAUGACAAGGAGUAGAGGGGCUCUGCUUCCAGCCAGGUGGAGGAAAGGGACAACCAAGUUUAUUGGACUGUGUGGAUUCGAUGGCCUGGCACAUCAGACCCACAGGAGUAUAAGGCUCUAGUGGACACCAGUGCGCAAUGUAACUUGAGGUCAUCAAGCUUUAAAGAAGCAGAACCAGUCUGUAUUUUUAGAGUGACAGGGGUAUCCCAACAGCUAACUGUAUUGGAAGCUAAAGUGAGUCUAACUGGGAGUGAGUGACAAAACCACCCCAUUGUGACUGACCCACAGGCUCUGUGUAUCCUUGGCAGAGACUGCUGCAGGAGAGGGUAUUCCAGGGACCCAAAAGGGUAUCGGUGGACCUUUGGUAUUGCUGCUUUGGAGAUGGAGAAAAUUGAACAGCUGUCUACCUUUCCCGGUCUCUCAGAGGACCCUUCGAUUGUGGGGUUGCUGGUGGUUGAAGAGCAACGGGUGCCAAUCGCUACAACAGUGCACCGGUGGCAAUAUCGCACCAACAGAGGCUCUCUGAUUCCCACCCGUAAGCUGAUUUGUCAACUGGAGAGUGAAGGGGUCAGUGCAAAAUCCUGAUGGGGAGCAGAGACUAUCGUGGCCUGAAUGAAGUCAUGCUGCUGCUGAGUGCUGCCAUAGGGAACAUGCUAGAACUUCAGUAGGAACUGGAGGCAAAGGCAGACAAGCGGUGUACCACAACUGGUACCGCUAGUGCAUUUUUCCCAAUCCCUUUGGUGUCAGAGCACAAGCCGCAGUUCGCUUUCACUUCAGGGGGUGUCUAAUACACCUGGAAUCAACUGCCCCAGAGGUGGAAGCACGGCCCCACCAUUUGCCAUGGACUGAUCCAGACUGCACUGGAACAGGGUGAAGCUCUAGAACAUGCAGUAUGUGGAUGACAUCAUUGUAUGGGGCAACACAGCAGAAGAAGUUUUUGAGAAAGGGAAGAAAAUAGUUCAAAUCCUUCUGAAAGCCAGUUUUGCCAUAAAAUGAAGUAAGGUCAAGGGACCUGCACAGGAGAUCCGGUUUUUAGGAAUAAAAUGACAAGACAGGCAUAAUCAUAUCCAAUGGCUGUGAUCAACAAAAUAGCAGCUAUGUCUCCACUGACCAACAAAAAGGAAAUACAAGCUUUCUUAGGUAUAGUGGGUUUUGGGAGGAUUCAUAUUCCAGAUUACAGUCUAAUUGUAAACUCUCUCUGUCAAGUGACCCAAAAGAAGAACAAUUUUAUGUGGAGCCCUGAGCAGUGACAAGCCUUUGAACAAAUGAAAUGGGAGAUUGUUCAUGCAGUAGCCCUUGGGCCAGUCUGGGCAGGACAAGAUGCUACAGAUGUGCUCCGUACCACAGCUGGGGAGAAUGGCCCUACCUGGAGUCUGGCAGAGAGCAUCAGGGGAGACCUGGGGCCGACCCCUGGGGUUUUGGGGGUUGGGGACAUAGAGGAUCCAAAGCCUGCUAUGCUCCAACUGAAAAAGAUAUUGGCAGCAUAUGAAGGCGUGUAAGCUGCCUUGGAAGUGGUUGCUACUGAAGCACAUCUUCUCUUAGCAGCCUGACAGGUUAUCCAUGAAUGUGAAACGUGCACUGCGGUCAAAGCCAAGCAAUUAAGGUCUCUCUGGUAUGGAGGAUGAUGGCUGAAAUAUAAAUAUGGGGAGGCCUGACAGAUUGGCUAUAUCACACUUCCACAAACCUGCCAAGGUAAGCACUGUGUGCUUACAAUGGUGAAAGCAACCACUGGAUGGCUAGAAACAUAUCUUGUGUCCUAUGCCACCGCCUGGAACACUGUCCUGGGCCUUGAAAAACAAGUCUUAUGGUGACAUGGCUCCCCAGAAAGAAUUGAGUCAGACAGCAGGACUAAUUUCUGAAACAACCUGGGCCAAAGAGCAUGGUAUCGAGUGGGUAUAUCACAUCCCCUGUCAUGCACCAGCCUUUGGGAAAGUUAAAUGAUACAGCGGGCUGCUAAAAACUACGCUGAGAGCAAUGGGGGGGUGGGACCUUCAAACAUUGGGAUACACGUUUAGCAAAAGCUGCCUGGUUAGUGAGCAGUAGAGGAUCUAUCCAUCAAGCUGGCCUUGUCCAAUCAAAAAAACUUCCAUGUACUGUAGAAGGGGAUAAAGUCCCUGUAGUGCAUAUGAAGAAUGUGUCAGGGAAAGACAGUCUGGGUUAGUCCUGCCUUGAGCAAAGGCAAACCCAUCUGUGGAAUUGCUUUUGCUUGAGGACCUGGAUGCAUUUCAUGGGUGAUGUGAAAGGAUGGGGAGGUUUGAUGUGUACCUCGAAGGGACUUGACUUUGGGUGAGACUGGCAAGUGAAUUAAAUUGUAUGAUGUUAAUUGCUAAGUAAACCUGCCACUGUAUGUCAUCACAACCACAGUUGCUAUAUGCCAUAUUGAUGACAUUACAGUAAGAACCACCUAAAUCAAUGAAGGAUGGACUUUGAUGAAACCAAGUGAAGUGCAGUGGUGAUGGAACUUGAAUUGGCUUCAGCAACUGGUACCCAGCAACUUCCUCAAGAUCACCAUCUUCAAGCUGCAGACCGGGAGCAUGGGCCAUGCCAGAUACUCCAUCCGUGAGCUCCAGAUGCAGCGUGCGCUGGUCAGACACCAGAAACCAUCUGCCCUGAAAGACUGCUAGAAGAGAUGGAGCCCCAAAGUCAUGAAUUAAAUGAACUCAAAAGAGGCACUAGAGGAAUGGCCCAUAGACUAAGGGAAUCGUAUCUCUCUGUGUCUGUAUCUAUCUGUCUGUAUGUCAAAGACAGGAAAGGUGGUGGUGAUUAAUUGGAAAGUGUAGAAUCUGGGCAUGAUUUCCUGUGUUUGGCUGGGUUAGAGUUAAUUUCCAGAAGAAGUUAGGAGGGUGCGCAGCCGGGAUAGCUGAUGUGAACUAGCCAAGGGGAUAUUUGAUACCCUGUGACGUCAUGCUCAGUGUAUAACCAGGAGGAGCUGGGGUCGGGGGGGUGGGGAAGUGUCCCAGCUUGGGAACAGGCUGAGCGUCGGGUUCCGGGCGGUGAGCAACUGCAUUGUGCAUCACUUGCUUUGUAUGUUCUUUUAUUGGUAUUACUGUUACUACUACUUAUUCUCUCCUUGUGUUGGCCUAUUAAACUGUCCUUGUCUAACUCUCGAGUUUUUUACCUUUUUGUUCCAGUUGUGUUCCCUGUCCCACUGCAGGGAGUAGGAGCGAGCGAGUGGCCACAUGGU
Molecule: messenger RNA, 5411 nt
Organism: Tyto alba (common barn owl)
Lineage: Eukaryota; Metazoa; Chordata; Aves; Strigiformes; Tytonidae
Gene: USP4
Product: ubiquitin specific peptidase 4
Exons: 7
Coding region: 44-2242 (732 amino acids)
Biological process (GO): protein deubiquitination
Molecular function (GO): cysteine-type deubiquitinase activity
Source: RefSeq, a predicted model, not a curated record